This is a messenger RNA of Hirsutella rhossiliensis, 504 nucleotides long. RefSeq lists its product as uncharacterized. The transcript is spliced from 3 exons. Lineage: Eukaryota; Fungi; Ascomycota; Sordariomycetes; Hypocreales; Ophiocordycipitaceae. The coding region runs from base 1 to 504 and encodes 167 amino acids. The record is from RefSeq and is a predicted model, not a curated record.
AUGUUCGACUUUCUCAACGCUACAAUUCAUCCCGCCCGUGAACCUUUACCCAUCUCGGUCCUCCGCGGCUCUGCUCCAUCUCCAGCGAAAGCUCUCUCCAUUGCCGCUUCCAUCGCAGGGCUCAUCGCCCUUGCCGGCAAGGUAGCCGAGCUUUCUCACGAGCCAUACGACUCGACGGUGCUUUCCAACUGCGAGAGCACGGUGCGAAACAUCCAGCACCGGCUUGUCUUGUUGCGGCAAAUCAUCGUGGAAUCUGCCUGGUAUAGGCUCAUGCACCGUUCCAGAUUCAACUCGAUCGUGUCAGAGGUGACGGCAAUGACGGAGCACCUGGCCGCUUUCAAGCUCACCUUGAACAUCGCGCUUCAGCUGCGACUCAUAAGAGGCCCCAACAAGUCGGAUACGGGUGUCGACUUGGACCGCGUGCGUGCAGAUAUACUAUACAGGAACUGGCAUCACUGCACAAGCAACUGCGAGGCUCACACAGGUGUUCUAGUGGACCACUAG